This is a messenger RNA of Danio aesculapii, 972 nucleotides long. RefSeq names its product B9 domain containing 2 (gene b9d2). NCBI's taxonomy places the organism in Eukaryota, Metazoa, Chordata, Actinopteri, Cypriniformes, Danionidae. Gene Ontology annotation, cellular component: MKS complex. The transcript has 4 exons. The coding region runs from base 168 to 695 and encodes 175 amino acids. The record is from RefSeq and is a predicted model, not a curated record. Gene Ontology annotation, biological process: cilium assembly.
UGUGUUACUAAGGAAGUCCAGCCUUGGCGACAGGAAGGCGCUGUAAACACUGCACAAAAGCUUACUGGAUUAACAUUAUUGCUCGGUUUACAAUCUUUCCAGUUUUGCCGAUCAAUGAAUCUAUAGCGGUGACUGUGUUCGCUGUGGUACGCGUGCUUACAACUCUUAUGGCAGAAUUGCAUAUCAUUGGACAGAUCAUUGGGGCCACCGGUUUCCCACAGAACAGCCUCUUCUGCAAAUGGGGUGUUCACACAGGAGGAGCGUGGAGACUUCUCUCUGGUCUGAGGGAAGGCCAGACUCAAGUUGAUAUGCCUCAAACUGGGGAAAUGGCAUACUGGAGUCAUCCCAUUGAUUUGCACUACACUACUAAGGGUCUGCAAGGAUGGCCAAAGCUUCAUCUGCAAGUGUGGCAUCAGGAUUCUUUUGGCCGAUGCCAGUUGUAUGGCUAUGGCUAUAUCCACGUGCCAUCAAGCCCAGGUCAGCAUCGUCUUCAGUGCGUGACGUGGCGGCCGCUGGGAUCAUGGCAGGAUCAGCUUUCGGAGAUGUUUGUCGGAGGAGGCCCUCAGUUGCGCUCGCCAGACCUCAUUUACAGUGGCGCAGACCGAUACAGACUGCACACGGUCGGCAUGGGCACAGUUGAGCUGGAGCUCUGCAUUAUUCUGCGCCACUUUGACAGAUAUGGUGUGGAGAGCUGAUGGACCGCAGGUUAGGACAUAUUUCAGAUCAGGAGGGUGUGGAGUGAAAAGAAGGUCAAAUAUUUUGUUAUAUUGGACUAGAGGUACAAACAUGUAUAUAUUGUGUCAUAGAAUAAGUUGAGUGAAAUAGUGAGUGGUGGGUUUAUGUCUGCAGGCUGAUAAUGUAUUGUGCUUCACAUCUCAAAUGAUACUUUUGUAUUGCUUUUUUGCACACUUUGUAUGUUUUAUAGCAUUGUAUUAUGAUCUGAUGCAAUUAAAUUUGGUAUUCAUCAAUGCA